UGACUUCUUUUGCCAUUACUCCAUUUGAGUAUAUGAUCCUGGCCACCAUCAUAGCCAACUGUAUUGUUUUAUCCCUGGAGCAACAUCUUCCUGGUGAGGACAAGACACCUAUGUCCAAAAGGCUGGAGAAGACAGAGCCUUAUUUCAUUGGGAUCUUCUGUUUUGAGGCUGGUAUCAAGCUGGUGGCACUUGGUUUUGUUUUUCACAAGGGUUCCUAUCUCAGGAAUGGCUGGAAUGUAAUGGACUUCAUUGUUGUGCUAAGUGGGAUUCUGGCCACUGCUGGCUCUCAUAUGAAUAUUCCUGUGGAUCUGAGAACCCUUAGGGCUGUGCGUGUGUUAAGACCCCUCAAACUAGUUUCGGGAAUCCCCAGUUUACAGAUAGUUCUGAAGUCCAUUAUGAAAGCCAUGGUUCCCCUUCUGCAAAUCGGCCUUCUGCUCUUCUUUGCCAUCCUGAUGUUCGCUAUCAUCGGUCUGGAGUUUUACAGUGGCAAAUUACACCACACUUGCCUGCCGUAUCCAGAUAUACUCGAUAAUGAGACCGUGGACUCUUCUGAGGUGGACUUUGCGUGUGGAGUGAGGAAGUGCCCUGAUAAAUACACCUGCAUUGGCUCAUGGAUUGGGCCCAAUGAUGGCAUCACUCAGUUUGAUAACAUCUUGUUUGCAGUACUAACAGUAUUUCAGUGCAUUACCAUGGAGGGAUGGACUGCAGUCCUCUACAAUACUAAUGAUGCUUUAGGAUCCACAUGGAAUUGGGUAUAUUUCAUUCCUCUCAUCAUUAUCGGCUCGUUUUUUGUGCUCAACCUUGUUUUGGGUGUCCUUUCUGGGGAAUUUGCUAAAGAGAGAGAGAGGGUGGAGAACAGACGUGCCUUCAUGAAGCUUAGACGACAGCAACAGGUGGAGAGAGAACUCAACGGCUACCGGGCCUGGAUCGACAGAGCAGAGGAAGUAAUGCUCGCAGAAGAAAACAAGAAUUCUGGGAGGUCAGCAUUAGAUGUUUUGAAACGGGCCACUAGCAAGAAAAAUGCGAGGCGUCGAGGACCAGGAGAGGAGAAAUAUUCUGAAAUCUCUACAGUUGGUGGGCCGCGACCAAGAGUUGGUAUACGAACAGCAAGACGAGGUCCUGCUGCUUACAUGCGGCGCAAGGAACGCAUGUUGCGAAUCUCUAUUCGUCGCAUGGUUAAAACCGACAGCUUCUAUUGGAUAGUCCUCAGUCUGGUGGGUCUCAACACCAUCUGUGUUUCCAUCGUUCAUCACAAUCAACCGAAAUGGCUCACUGUCAUUCAAUGUUAG
Molecule: messenger RNA, 1289 nt
Organism: Pimephales promelas (fathead minnow)
Lineage: Eukaryota; Metazoa; Chordata; Actinopteri; Cypriniformes; Leuciscidae
Source: RefSeq, a predicted model, not a curated record